AUGCCACUUGUGCAUGCGCGCAACCACGGGACCAAACGUCGACAAGGCUCUCCUCAAGCCCUAGAUAAACGACAUGUAUCCUUCCCUCGUGACUCGCCCAGCGACGACGCACUCGCCUCUCGGACUAUGCUCCCAGGCGUCACCCCUGCCGCUGUCGGACAUGACCAACUCGCACUCGGCGCGGGAGUCGUAAUCGUUUUGUUGCUCGCCUAUAUCUCGCGACGUCAGCUACGGAACCUCACGUCUCGCAUUGCACGUGGGACGGCGACACUUUACCAUAUUACUACAUCCACUCGCGAGACGAAUUAUUCCCGCCUCCCGUUGCAUGAGCACGAAGAGGAACGCAUAGAAAGUCCAACUAGUUCCAUAUCCAGUGUACAAAUCAGCCGGCUGGACGAUCCCGCACCACCUUAUUCCCCGAAUACACCCUUCAAUCCACCAACGCGGACAGUUUCGUUGAACGAGGACACCUCGCUCUCAAGAAGUUAUGUGAGACUACAAGCUCAAACACCGUCCGCUCCCUCUGUUCUCGCUGCCCGUUUGAAUUCAACCCCCUCAAUGCCAUCAAACGUCGGAGCCCCGGAAAGCCAUCCGAGCGGAUGGGUUUCUCAUCGCGGCUCACGCCCCCCGCCCAUCAAUACUGCCCCGUCAUGCUCGCAAACUGUCGCACAACCCGCCCAGCACUCUUCAGGAUACCUCUUGCAAACUGAGUCGCCCUGCGCUACCCCUCCGCCGCAAUACUCGAGUACGAACAAUACGCCCGUGUCCUCGUCGAGCGGAAGCGGGACGCCGAGUAUCAAUCCGAGCGAGUUUAACCAGGGUGUGAUUCCUGAAUACAGCAUCACGAUUCACUCUAGCCCUCGCUCGUUUCAGUACAUGUACGAUGUGAGUGGACGGCCAAUCGCAGUCCAUGUUCCCGAUAUCGUACUCAGCCCGGUACCAUGGCUGCCUCGGGCAGAUACUGGUUCAAGUGACCGCAACAGGAAAUGCAAGUAUUACAUUGGUGACGGCGCGCCUCCUGGCUACCUCGAAGUGCCCAGUCGAAAGAGGAGCAGUAGCCGAAGGAGACAGGAGAAGAAGGAAAAGCCACUUCCUGUGAUACCACCAGCGGAGAUUAAGCUUCGGUCAGAGGACGAGAAUAUCCAUCGUCGAAAUGCAAAACCUCGGCCCCAGUUCACCUCAUCGUCGUCCCAGGAGGGUUCCUCGACGCGAAACAUGACUGAACAGGGCACGACUCCAAUGACCCGUUGCAGCUCGUUGCCCACGCGUCGCAAGCCUGUCAUGGUGGACGAAGCGCCGCCGCCACUGCAGCGUACUCGGUCAGCCCCGAGUAUGCCACCGCCCAUGCCGGUCUUACCGCUCGACUUGGAAGCAGUGUAUCCAUCGGGAGGAAGCCGUCAAGCCGAACCCGAGCCAUCUCCAGUUGAAUUUGCAUAUGGGGACAAGAAACACCCCGUUGCGAGCAGCGAAGAAGACGAGGACAUGCCAUUGGCACAGAGUCUCCUGCUGGCGAUGCGAAAGAAGACGGAAGAGCUGAAGCGUGUGGAAGAAGUCAAGACGAAGCAAGUGUCCAAUGUGAUCAAGAUGCAGAUCUUUGGACGAUUGAGUGCAUUGGCGUCACGAGCUCGCAAGGCUAUCGAGCACGAGCUAGAGAGUGACGAUGAUGAUGACGGUGAACAGGAAGAGAAAGAAGAGGAGAACCGAUGGGAGGUUGCAGCGCUGCGGGAGAAGGAGGCGCAUGAGCGAACGAUGCACUCGCGGUUUGUGACCCGGGAACGAGAGGUUUCCGAGGCCUUUGUGAUCGGAGAUGAAGAUGAGUAG
Messenger RNA from Serendipita indica DSM 11827, 1821 nucleotides. NCBI's taxonomy places the organism in Eukaryota, Fungi, Basidiomycota, Agaricomycetes, Sebacinales, Serendipitaceae. The record is from the annotation of a GenBank genome assembly.